GGUUGUUUGUUUAUUCAGGGCGGACCCUCUCUUUUCAACAGCGAUCAAGGAUCUUGUUUUUUACCUUUUCCACACACCAUCAGAACUCAAAAUGGAAACAUGAAGAUCUGAGUGUAAAUACGUUGCAGUGUUGUUAUUAUUCUGCACGUUGGCGGCUUCUGGGCAAGGAUGAGGGAACUUCAAGCUAUUGACAGCUUACUCUUGAAAGAGCUGAAGUCCUGUUGUGCAAAAGAGCACAACUUUCUUCCCAGAGAGACUGGCCUGAAGCUGAUGGAGUCAGCCUCCACAGAGAAUCACAGUGGAGUGUCUGCGAAAUGCAGAGACAGCAGAGUGGAGGAGCUGUGGGGCCUGACCAGUUUCUUUGGCUACAGCACACAAACCUUUGUUCAUGCUGUCAAUUUGCUUGACAGAUUCCUCACCGUUAUGAAGGUACAGCCCAAGCACUUGCCCUGUAUUGGAGUCUGCUGUCUUCACAUUGCAGCCAAAAUGGUUGAGGAAGAGAGCAAUGUCUCACCCACCCAUGAACUCAUUCGCAUCAGCCAAAGCAAGUUCACUGUGUCAGACCUCUGUCGCAUGGAGAAAAUCAUCUCAGAGAAGCUCAGUGUGGAGCCUGAAGUUGUCACAGCCUUAACCUUUCUGCACCUCUACUACUCAGCCUUCACGUCCCUGUCUGUCGGAAGGGAGGAGAUCCCAAGCAUUGGGAGUCUGGAAGCCCAGCUAAAAGCCUGCUUAUGCCGGCUUGUUUUCUCUAAAGCAAAACCAUCGGUGCUGGCACUGUCCCUCAUUGCUCAGAAAUUUGACGCCCUCCAAUCGAUCACCUUCUUGAAGAUUGUCCAGCAGUUCCAAAAACACCUUAAGAUUAAUGACAGCGAGCUUCUCCACUGGAAGGAACUUGUGGCCAAGUGCAUGACUGAAUAUUGCUCAAGUGAAUGUAAUAAACCAGACAACAAAAAGCUUGUUUGGAUCGUGUCCAGGAGGACGGCACAGAAUCUUCAGGCAAAUCACUUCAGUGUACCUGGUCUGCCGACUAUUCCUGAGGGGAGCUGGGACAAGAGUGAGAGUGAGGACUCCUGUGAGGACAUGAGCUGUGGGGAAGACAGCCCAUGGGGCUCACCAGGAAGUGACGGCGAAGGAGCCUUCUUCCCCUCCACCUUUCUCAACUGCAGAAAGUGAUGUGUUGUCAUUAUGCAGUAGUAACAAUGUGUAUUUGUCCCCUGAAUUGUAACUAAUUUGAGGUGGUCAUCAUGUUUCAAAGCAAACCUGUGUUUCACUUGUUAUACCGUGUGCACCGUACGAAUGCCAAAUGACAGGUUUCGAUCUUUAAGUGCCUGUGUUAAUUCAGUUUACUGUCUGUUUCUUUAAAAAAAACAAAAACAUAUCAUAAUAAUGUAAAAUUGCAAUAUCUUGGCAGCUCGAUGGUAAUAUAUCUGAAUGUCUUUUUCUAAAAUGUUCUCUUUGUGUUUGUUUGUGUCCGAACUCGGCACAUUCCAGGAAAAUGACUAAGCACAAGGGAGAAUUAAUGGAUGUGAGUCAUGAGGUACACUUAAUACCAGCUAACAUACCAGCACAUCUUCAGUCUUUUUUUGUUUGUUUGUUUUUAAAGUUUUUAAUACUCUGGCAUCAGUAUAUACGGUAUUCUGCAAAUGUAACACAAUUCUAAUGUGACAUAUAUGACAGUGUAGUGUGGAAAUACCUGUCUAUAUAUGCAUGGAUACUUUGAAGUAUGUGAUUAUGAAUGGAUGUUGUUCAUGUUUACCAAGAUAAGCUUACUGUAAAAAAAAAAAAAAAAGUAAAAAAAAAAUGUACAUAACCUGUAAAAAUAAGAAAAAGUUCGAUGUUUUGUGAAUGCUACAUAAUGUGUGUUUUAUUUGUUUUAUUUGGAUAUAAUGUGAAAUACAUCGGAAGGGUCAGAAAUAAUCCUUCCAAAUAAAAAAGUGCUUUUUUUUAAAAAAAA
Scatophagus argus is the source of this 1954-nucleotide messenger RNA. RefSeq names its product cyclin-G2-like. Gene Ontology annotation, biological process: mitotic cell cycle phase transition; regulation of cyclin-dependent protein serine/threonine kinase activity. Gene Ontology annotation, molecular function: cyclin-dependent protein serine/threonine kinase regulator activity. NCBI's taxonomy places the organism in Eukaryota, Metazoa, Chordata, Actinopteri, Scatophagidae. The record is from RefSeq and is a predicted model, not a curated record. The transcript has 8 exons. Gene Ontology annotation, cellular component: cyclin-dependent protein kinase holoenzyme complex; cytoplasm; nucleus. Bases 169 to 1173 code for a protein of 334 amino acids.